UGCCAGCUGGCUGCGGGGGCGACUGGACAACAGAGAUAGCGAAAAUGGGCAACACGGACACUAAAUUGAACUUUCGCAAGGCCGUCGUACAGCUCACAUCAAAAACUCAGCCGAUUGAAGCGUCGGACGAUUCGUUCUGGAACCAGUUCUGGAGCGAGAACCUGAACAGCGUGCAGGACGUUUUCACCCUGGUGCCGGCGGCCGAGAUCCGAGCGUUGCGGGAAGAGGCGCCGCAGAAUUUGGCAACCCUUUGCUACAAGGCCGUGGAGCGACUGAUCGGCGCCGUCGACUCGAGCUGCCGCACCCAGAAGGACCACGAAACCGUUUUGAACUGUGUCCGCCUGCUGACGCGCAUCCUGCCGUACAUCUUCGAGGACCCGGACUGGCGCGGCUUCUUCUGGACCAGCCUGCCCUCGGACAAGGGCCCAAACUAUGAAAACGAACAUGCCACCCCCUUGGCGCACUCCCUUCUCAACGCUAUUUGUGAUUUGCAAUUUUGUCCGGACUUCACGGUGUCGGCCAGCAGAAAAUCCGGUCCAGACAAGGCGGAAGAUUUAAAUGCCAUCGACAGCUGCGAAUUCAUUUGGGAAAGUGGCGUCGGGGCGGCGCUGUCGCUUCCGCACAACCCGACUCACGACUCGCACCGGACCGAGCUUCUCAAGCUUCUGCUCACUUGCUUCAGUGAGACCAUGUAUUACGAGCCUUCAGACAGUGGCACAGGCCAAGUAAAUCGCUGGGUUUCGCACUUCACAUCUCCCGAGAACCGACACGCCCUGCCGAUCUUCACCUCGCUGCUGAACGUUUGCUGCAGCUACGAUCCAGUCGGUCUGGGUCUGGUUCCGUACAACCACCUCAUAUUCACGGACUCGCGUGAGCCGCUGGUCGAGACGGCGCUCCAAAUUCUGAUUGCCACCCUGGACCACGAAGGCCUGCCCAACUCAAGCGCCAAUGCUGACCCGUCCCAGCAGAACGUCAGCCAGGACAACUUGUUCAUCAACUAUUUGUCGCGCAUCCACCGUGACGAGGACUUCGGCUUUGUCCUCCGCGGCUUCACUCGGCUGCUCAACAACCCGCUGGCGCAGACUUACUUGCCCAACUCGACCAAGAAGGUUUCUUUCCAUCAAGAGCUGCUCAUCUUUUUCUGGAAAUUCUGCGACUACAACAAGAAAUUCCUCUACUUUGUCCUUAAAAGCAGCGACGUUCUGGAAAUUCUGGUGCCCAUUUUGUUCCACCUGAAUGAUUCCAGGGCUGACCAAUCUCGAGUCGGUCUGAUGCACAUCGGAGUUUUUAUUCUGCUCCUUUUGAGUGGCGAAAGGAAUUUCGGAGUCAGGCUGAAUAAACCGUACACGGCGACCAUCCCAAUGGACAUUCCAGUAUUCACAGGCACUCACGCCGAUCUCCUGAUCACGGUUUUCCACAAGAUCAUCACCACCGGCCAUCAGAGGCUCCAGCCACUUUUCGAUUGUCUUUUGACAAUUCUCGUAAAUGUUUCUCCAUAUCUGAAGACGUUGUCGAUGGUGGCCAGCACAAAAUUGCUGCACCUCUUGGAGGCAUUCAGCACCCCCUGGUUCUUAUUUUCCGCCCCGACGAACCACCACCUGGUCUUCUUCCUUUUGGAAAUUUUCAACAACAUAAUCCAGUACCAAUUUGACGGCAAUUCGAACCUGGUCUACACCAUCAUUCGCAAGCGGCAGGUUUUCCACUCGCUGGCCAAUCUUCCGUCAGACUACGGCACCAUCAGCCGCUCACUCACCAGGCGCUCGAUGCAUGGCAAGUCGAGACCCACGGCCAGCAGCCGCCCGACGACACCAACCUUGCCCACGCCUCCGCCAAUCCCACCCGAGGACAAAGCGAGUUCCUCUGCCGAAGCCGACCAGGUGCGGGCGGAGGAGGAAGAGGCCAUGGAAGGCUCUCGUCCAGCCAUGCCGGCCGAGCCGGGCACUCUGAAGGCCACCUUGCCAGCCAUUCCAGCAAUCGACAAAAUCACCGAACGCGAGUCCGCACAUCCCUCUUCUCGUCAGCUCAACGAACUUACGAUUGGCUCGUUGACCAGUCCCGAAAGCGAGGUGGCUUCGUCACUGAGCAGGGCUGCUGCUGAAACCGCCCUUCUUCAAAUCAAAGAGGAAGACGAGGGUGAGGCUCCUUCUCUGCAGCGAACCAGAAAAACUAGUCCCACAAGCAGCGAGGCUGGCUCGUCCACCAGCUUGAAGAGAGCCCAGUCCUUGCGGCGCAGCUUGCAACUGACUGAAGGCAGUUCUUCUCCAACACAGGGUUCUUCUUCUUCUUCUUCGCAGCAACAGCAACAGUGGAUUCCGACCUCGGACUGGGUGCAGAGCUGGAAGGGCAAAUUGCCUCUGCAGACCAUCAUGCGCCUGCUGCAGGUGCUCGUUCCGCAGGUCGAGAAAAUUUGCAUCGACAAGGGUUUGACCGACGAGAGUGAGAUUCUCAAGUUCUUGCAGCACGGCACUUUGGUUGGUUUGCUUCCGGUGCCUCACCCCAUCCUGAUCAGAAAGUAUCAGGCCAAUUUGGGCACAACCAGCUGGUUCCGCACUUACAUGUGGGGCGUUAUUUAUCUGAGGAACGUCGACCCGCCUAUUUGGUACAACACGGACGUCAAGCUAUUUGAAAUACAGAGAGUGUAGAUUGCAAAUAUACAAUUAUUCAAAAGUAAUUAUUAAAAUAAUCAAAGUAGGUGACAAAUAUUAUAUUUAUUUACACUUAAAACUGUUAGAGUUAGUUAGAAGAUCGACGUUGUGUGUGAUACUCUGUGACUUAAUUAUCAUUUCCGUGACAAUAUUAACAAAAAACUAUUCAUUCUGCAUACUGCAUUUAUAUAUCAUUUUGGGUUUGUGCAUUAAAAAUCGGAUCUCUGUGUGAUUUUAAUUUAUGUAAAUAUAUUAAAUUUUGUUGACCAAAAAUAUAUCAUGCUUAUAUGACUAUGAGGA
Molecule: messenger RNA, 2945 nt
Organism: Neocloeon triangulifer
Lineage: Eukaryota; Metazoa; Arthropoda; Insecta; Ephemeroptera; Baetidae
Product: protein HID1-like
Exons: 16
Coding region: 45-2642 (865 amino acids)
Cellular component (GO): membrane; Golgi trans cisterna; Golgi medial cisterna
Source: RefSeq, a predicted model, not a curated record